This is a messenger RNA of Moesziomyces antarcticus, 3384 nucleotides long. RefSeq names its product antiviral helicase. The coding region runs from base 1 to 3384 and encodes 1127 amino acids. NCBI's taxonomy places the organism in Eukaryota, Fungi, Basidiomycota, Ustilaginomycetes, Ustilaginales, Ustilaginaceae. The transcript has a single exon. The record is from RefSeq and is a predicted model, not a curated record. Gene Ontology annotation, cellular component: nucleus. Gene Ontology annotation, biological process: maturation of 5.8S rRNA; RNA catabolic process. Gene Ontology annotation, molecular function: RNA binding; ATP binding; RNA helicase activity.
AUGGAUCCAGACGGCCUCUUCGACUUCCUCGCGCCUGCAGAGGCAGCGCCCAGCCCAGCCACCUCAUCCGGCUCCUCGCCAUCCAAGAAGCAGCGCAAGCGAUCCAAGGCUGCGGCUGCCGCUGCUGCUGCCGAGGCUUCCAAGUCCACAGAGGCUUCCACUUCCAAAGACACAUCGAUCACCAAACAAAAGAAUGGCAGCGCCGCAAAGAACGAUCAGGCUGCCGCUGCCGCUGAUGUUUCGUCUUCCGACGACGCCGCAUCUGCUCCUGGUCCGUCCAAACGCCAACGACGCGACGGCCCUAUCAAGCCCGCUCCGGCUCCCGUCCCCACCGUCGUCACGGACGAAUUCACAGACGAGGCCACCCAGUCCAUCCCCAUGGAAGGCGGGCUGGCUCCUGCCGACUCCAACGAUGCAGCUGCUGCGGACAACGCAGACGGCUCCUCCAGCACCGACCUCGCCACCACUAACGCCGCCGAGAAGAAGAUGCACGUCACACACUCGGUGCGCCACCAGGUUGCAUUGCCACCCGACUACCCCUACGUGCCGCUCUCCCAGCAUGUGCCCAACGACCCUCCCGCAAAGCACUACAAAUUCACCCUCGACCCCUUCCAGCGCAACUCGGUCUCGUGCAUCGAGCGCAACGAGUCGGUGCUCGUCUCGGCGCACACCUCGGCCGGCAAGACCGUCGUCGCCGAAUACGCCAUCGCACAGUGCCUCAAGAAUGGUCAGCGCGUCGUCUACACCUCGCCCAUCAAGGCGCUCUCCAACCAAAAGUUCCGUGAGCUCACCGCAGAGUUCGGCGACGUCGGCCUCAUGACCGGAGACGUCACCAUCAACCCCUCGGCAUCGUGCCUCGUGAUGACCACCGAGAUCUUGCGCUCCAUGCUCUACCGCGGCUCCGAGAUCAUGCGCGAGGUCGCAUGGGUCGUCUUUGACGAGAUCCACUACAUGCGCGACAAGGAGCGCGGCGUGGUGUGGGAAGAGACGAUCAUCCUCCUGCCGCGCAAGGUGCGCUACGUCUUCCUCUCGGCGACCAUCCCCAACGCCAUGCAGUUUGCAGAGUGGAUCGCACACACCCACGCACAGCCCUGCCACGUCGUCUACACCGACUUCCGCCCCACGCCGCUCCAGCACUACCUCUUCCCGCAGGGCGGCGAGGGCAUCCACCUCGUCGUCGACGAGCGCGGCACCUUCCGCGAGGACAACUUCCAAAAGGCCAUGGGUGCGCUCGCCGACUCCAAGGGCGAGGACGUCGCGGAUCCCAACGCCGGCGGCGGAAAACGCAAGGGCCAGGUCAAGAAGGGCGGAGGCGGCGGCAAGAAGGGCCCCUCGGAUAUCUACAAGAUCGUCAAGAUGAUCAUGGUCAAGAACUACAACCCGGUCAUCGUGUUCGCCUUCAGCAAGCGCGAGUGCGAGGCGCUGGCGCUCCAGAUGAGCAAGCUCGAGUUCAACACCGAAGACGAAAAGGAGAUGGUGUCGACCGUCUUCACCAACGCCAUCAACGCGCUCUCCGAGGAGGACCGCGGCCUCCCCCAGAUCGAGCACAUCCUGCCGCUCCUGCGCCGCGGCAUCGGCAUCCACCACGGCGGCCUGCUGCCCAUCCUCAAGGAGGUCAUCGAGAUUCUGUUUCAAGAGGGCCUCAUCAAGGUGCUCUUUGCCACCGAGACCUUCUCCAUCGGCCUCAACAUGCCCGCCAAGACCGUCGUCUUCACCGCGGUCAACAAGUGGGACGGCAAGGAGUUCCGCAACCUCACCUCGGGCGAGUUCAUCCAGAUGUCCGGGCGUGCCGGUCGACGAGGCCUUGAUGACCGCGGCAUCGUCAUCAUGAUGUUCGAUGAGAAGCUCGAGCCGAGUGCGGCCAAGACCAUGGUCAAGGGCGAGGCGGACCGGCUCAACUCGGCGUUCCACCUAGGCUACAACAUGAUUCUCAACCUCAUGCGCGUCGAAGGCAUUUCGCCAGAGUACAUGCUCGAGCGCUGCUUCUACCAGUUCCAGAACGCCGCGUCUGUGCCGGCGCUCGAGGCGGAGCUCAAGGCUGCCGAGCAGGAGCGCGACGGCGUCAAGGUCGAGAGGGAGGACGAGGUGGCCGAGUACUACGACGUCAAGCACCAGCUCGAGACGCUGCGCAAGGAUGUGCAGGCGGUGGUGACGCAUCCGUCGUACGUGCUGCCCUUCCUGCAGCCGGGCCGGCUCGUCAAGGUGUGCCAUGACGAGCUCGACUUUGGCUGGGGCGCGGUGGUGUCGUACGAGAAGCGGCUGCCCAACACGCCGGGCAAGCGCGCGCCGGCGAUCGACCCCAACGCGCCGCCGCAGAGCCAGUAUGUGGUGGACGUGCUGCUGCACUGUGCGGCGGGCUCGGGCGAGAAGAAGGGCAAGGAGGCGGCGCCGUUUGUGCCGUGCCCCGAGGGCAAGAAGGGCGAGAUGGUGGUGGUGCCCGUUCUGCUCUCGACGGUCGAGGCGCUGUCGGGCAUCCGCAUCUUCCUCGCCAAGGAUCUGCGUCCGAGCGAGCCGCGCGAGACGGUGCGCAAGAACCUCGUCGAGGUGCGCCGGCGAUUCGCCAAGGGUGUGCCGCUGCUGGAUCCGAUCAAGGACAUGAAGAUCAAGGACGACGCGUUUGCGCAUCUGGUGGAGAAGAUCAAGAUCCUCGACGAGAAGCUGGCCGCGUCGCCGCUGCGCACGGACAAGGCGUUGCCGCAGCUGUAUGCGGCGUAUGCGCAAAAGCAGCAGGCACAGGAGGUGGUCGAGGGUGUGGCCAAGAAGAUCGCGGCGGCGCAUUCGGUGUUGCAGCUCGACGAGCUCAAGUGCCGCAAGCGCGUGCUGCGUCGGCUGGGAUUCACGACCGCCGACGAUGUGGUGGAGAAGAAGGGCCGCGUGGCGUGCGAGAUCAGUACGGGCGACGAACUGUUGCUGACGGAGAUGAUCUUUAACGGCGUCUUCAACGACCUCGAACCGGCGCAGUGUGCGGCGCUAUUGUCGUGCUUUGUAUUCGGCGAGAAGAGCACCACCCAAACGCGGCUUGCGGAAAACCUGGCUGCUCCGCUGCGCAUCAUGCAGGAAACCGCGCGUCGCAUCGCCAAGGUGUCGAUCGAAUCCAAGUUGGAGCUGGUCGAAGAGGAGUAUGUGUCGUCGUUCAAGGUGGAGCUGAUGGAUCUGGUGUUGCAGUGGUGUCAGGGAGCCAAGUUUGCCGAAAUCUGCAAGCUUACGGACGUCUUUGAGGGGAGCAUCAUCCGAUGCAUGCGCAGACUCCAGGAACUCAUCCGCCAACUCGUCCAAGCCGCCAAGGCCAUUGGCAACGAAGGUCUCGCCACAAAGUUCGAGCAGACACUCGCAAUGCUCGAGCGCGAAGGAAGCAUCAUCUUUAGCCCCUCCCUCUAUCUCUGA